Molecule: messenger RNA, 1831 nt
Organism: Mandrillus leucophaeus (drill)
Lineage: Eukaryota; Metazoa; Chordata; Mammalia; Primates; Cercopithecidae
Product: taste receptor type 2 member 19-like
Exons: 2
Coding region: 1-1182 (393 amino acids)
Biological process (GO): detection of chemical stimulus involved in sensory perception of bitter taste; sensory perception of taste; G protein-coupled receptor signaling pathway
Cellular component (GO): membrane
Molecular function (GO): G protein-coupled receptor activity; bitter taste receptor activity
Source: RefSeq, a predicted model, not a curated record
AUGCGAAUGUGCUCCUUGCCUGGUCAGAUCCCAGCGCAGGAAGGACGCACACCCUAUAAACCACUAGGCCAAAAGGGUCAUUCUGGCCACAUCCAGCCUCACGUGAGAUCGCAAUCUCCUGUCACUCAGGGCCUGAGGGGGCGGGUCCUGAAGCCCCAUACAAUCAGGGGCGCUGGGGUGGGGACCUGUCAAUCAGGCACGCCGCGGGAAAGGAGAGGGCGGCUUCCGGGAUCCCGCUGGCGGGCGCUUUGUCUCGCCUUCGCCACCGUAGGCUCUUCCUACAAGAUAACUUUUCUACCCAUAUUUUCCAUUCUAGUAGUGGUUACGUUUGUUCUCGGAAAUUUUGCUAAUGGCUUCAUAGCAUUGGUAAAUUCCAUUGAAUGGGUCAACAGACAAAAGAUCUCCUCUGCUGACCAAAUUCUCACUGCUCUGGCAGUCUCCAGAGUUGGUUUGCUCUGGGUAAUAUUAUUACUUUGGUAUGCAACUGUUUUGAAUCCAGAUUCAUACAGUUUAGCAGUAAGAAUUACUACUACUAAUGCCUGGGCAGUAACCAACCAUUUCAGCAUCUGGGUUGCUACUAGCCUCGGCAUAUUUUAUUUGCUCAAGAUUGCCAAUUUCUCCAACUUUAUUUUUCUUCACCUAAAAAGGAGGAUUAAGAGUAUCAUUCCAGUGAUACUACUCGGGUCUUUGUUAUUUUUGGUUUGUCAUCUUGUUGUGGUAAACAUGGAUGGGAGUAUGUGGACAAAAGAAUAUGAUGGCAACGUGAGUUGGGAGAUCAAAUUGAGUGAUUCAACGCACCUUUCAGAUAUGACUGUAACCACGCUUGCAAACUUAAUACCCCUUAUUCUGUCCCUGAUAUCUUUUCUGCUGUUAAUUUGUUCUUUGAGUAAACAUCUCAAGAAGAUGCAGCUCCAUGGCAAAGGAUCUCCAGAUCCCAACACCGAGGUCCACAUAAAAACUUUACAAACUGUGAUCUCCUUCCUCUUGUUACUUGCUAUUUACUUUCUGUCCCUAAUCACAUCAAUUUGGAAUCUUAGGAGGAGGCUGCAGAAAGAACCUGUCCUCCUGCUUUGCCAAACUACUGUAAUUAUAUAUCCUUCAUUUCAUUCAUUCACCCUAAUUUGGGGAAGCAAGAAGCUAAAACAGACCUUUCUUUUGAUUUUGUGUCAGAGUAGGUGCUGAGUGAAAGACCUGAAACUCUCAAAUUUCUAGAUUCACAAGUGGGACAUCGUGUGUCUCCAAGAGAAAACAAACUGAUGCUGUCUGGAAUAUUUUAUGCUUUCUACUGGUUUUUCUGUAUUGUAUAUUUUUGAGUAAUUUCCAAAAGUAUAUCUAGAAAAGUCUUUUACCUAAAGUUAGUCUAAAAAGUAUCUAUAUAUGCAUGUGUAUGUGUAUAUGAAACACUGAAGAGAGAGUGACAAUAACAUAAUCUUAAUCAUUUUUUAUAAACUGCCAAAUUAUAGAAAAUAUAAGAAAUUUUUCAGAAUCAUGAAGCCAUGUGUAUUUCACAUAUACAUUUCAUAUUAUCAUAUUUCAUUUGAAAAAUUUAUCAUCUCUAUUUUUAAUUGUUAAGAACUUGCAGCUUAUUUCACAAAAUCAUUUCUCUUUUCCACUGUUAUUUGUACCAUACAUAGGUACCAUAGUGUGCUUAAACAUGAUUAUUUUAACUUCUAGUUUUUUGGAUGGUAUGAGCAUUCUAUCCUAAAUCAAUAAUGAGGUUUUAUCCUUGGGGUAGUUUUUAUUUCAUAAUUAAUGAAUUCUAAUUUUAUGUUCAGUUUAAAGCAAACAAUUAUUGUUAGAAAACUGUGCACAAAAUAAAAUUCAAGAAUGA